Molecule: messenger RNA, 3479 nt
Organism: Carassius carassius (crucian carp)
Lineage: Eukaryota; Metazoa; Chordata; Actinopteri; Cypriniformes; Cyprinidae
Product: granulocyte colony-stimulating factor receptor-like
Exons: 15
Coding region: 1-2481 (826 amino acids)
Biological process (GO): cytokine-mediated signaling pathway
Cellular component (GO): membrane; external side of plasma membrane; signaling receptor complex
Molecular function (GO): granulocyte colony-stimulating factor binding; cytokine receptor activity
Source: RefSeq, a predicted model, not a curated record
AUGACAUCAAUCUGGCUCGUGUUUGUGCUGUGGAUAUAUGUUAAUGACAAAAUGAUAACAGUGAUCCAAGCAUCAUCAUGUGCUAAAAUUCACACUCCUGCCACUAUGGUGCUCGCUGGCUCACCCGUAUCAGUGUCCUGCUCCAUCGAGGAUGACUGCUUGCUGACUAAAGGCAAAAACUUUCAUGUGGCAUGGAAGAUUAACAACCAUUUUGCCCCCAGCAAUCUCUCUUACCAGCAGAGUAACAGGACGUAUGGUGUAAUCAUCCCUAGUCUACCAGUUGCAGACGCACACAUUGCUUGUGCUGUGUGUGAAGAACUUUUGGACAAUUGCCAAAUUGUCAAUGGAGUUAUCAUUAAAGUGGGAAAGCCUCCAUCUAUUCCUAAAAACCUGAGAUGCUCUUUGAAUCUAACAUCCCCGAGAAGAUUCAUUUGUCAGUGGGAUCCUGGCCAAGAAAUGCCUCAUCUUCCGACAACUUAUACUCUCAACAUAUUUAGGCCAGAAGAUGAUCAAUAUGUUCAAUAUGUGAUCCCAUCUGUAAACCAUUUCCACCCCAUUUCAUUUGAACAUUAUAAAUUAUAUUCAGAGAUGGAGAUUAAUGUAACAGCAAUGAAUGUAUUUGGGAACACCACCUCUGAAACCCUGAAGCUGAUGCCUGUGGAAACAGCAAUGUUCAACCCUCCAGAAAUUAAGAGGAUUGAAGCAGAUGUGGUCGGCUGCUUAAAUUAUAGCUGGGGUAUUGAAUCUCUAAAAUGGUUGAGGGUGCCUUUAUGUGUAGAGUUGCAAGUGAAAACAGUGAACAACCAGCUAAUCAAAGAUCUGGUUUUGCCCUUCUGUAAACAAGAAAACAAAAUAAAUGUAUGUGACCUUUCCCAUGGGACGACUUACAUCACCACAAUGCGAGUGAAGUAUAGUUCAUUGAGUAAAUGGAGUAAAUGGAGUGAAUGGAGUGAUCUGAAAAAAGCCACCACACUUAUGAAGGCUCCAACUGGCAGCUUGGACACAUGGCUUAAAGUGAAUGAUCAGACCGCACAGCUCUACUGGAAGCCCUCAGAAGAUUUCAGUGCCAAUGGCUGGGAUUUGUCAUAUACUGUCGAAUCAGAGCAACCAAAAAAGAAUUUAUGUUUUACACGAGAAAACUAUUGCUUUUUCAAUCUCAACAAAAUGGUUCAAGAGGUUUACCUGAGAGCCAAUAAUUCAAUGGGGAGGAGCUCGGAUCAUACCAAAGUACGAGUGUAUCGGGAAAGAGGGCUGGGCUCUGUCUCUAAUUUCAGUGUUCAUCCCCAGUCUGAGACGUCAGUGCGCAUCGCGUGGGGACGACCAGUGUCCCCCCGUGUCACAGGAUACGUGCUUGAGUGGAGACUUCUGUGUGAGACACCGGAAGCUCUCGUGUCCUUUACUCUGAUGGACAAAAACAACUCCAGUACCACACUAACAGGGUUGAGGCCUUACAAGCCCUAUGAGAUCUCUAUUUAUCCCAAAUAUGUUGAUGGCAUAGGACAUCCGCAAACCUUAAUGGCAUACAGCAGUCAGAAAGCACCCUCUGUGGCCCCAUAUUUGAAUGUUACGGAAAUAAGUCAUUCAUAUAUCAAACUUCACUGGGAUGAAAUUCCCCUUGAGCAGAGAAAUGGGAUCAUUCAAGGAUAUACCAUAUUCUUUUGGAAUGAGAGGAACAAAAUCAAAGUCAUAACGACCGAGCAGACCAGCAUUGAGGUGAGAGAUCUUCAACCACUUACCACAUAUCAUGCCCUUGUGACUGUUCAUACGAUGGGAGGAAGUUUAAACGGAUCAUUUGUGACCCUAGCAACAGGAAAAAUUGAUGGAAUUGAAAUGGUGCUGUUUAUUAUCCCAGCAUGCAUUGGGUUAUCACUUCUCGUCAUCAUUGUUGUGUUUGCCUGUUUUGGGAAACAUGAACGUGUGAAGAUGUGUUUAUGGCCUAUAAUUCCUGAUCCUGCCAACAGCAGUAUUAAGGGAUGGACCGACAGUGACUCAUUGCAGGGAAUGCCUCAGUUUAAAGAAGACAUGGAGCCUGUGUUGGCGAAUCUGUCCCAUUUCAGUCUUAUUGAUCUGGCAGAGAACGAGCCAUUCAAGAGUGACUAUGUUAAGGAGAACCAGUGGUCACAUGAUAUCGAUAGCCAUGACGAGAGUCAUCGCUCAUUCCAGACCUGUGUCAUAUAUGAUACGGAGCAUGACAAUGAUUCUGUCCCUUAUGCCACAGUUGUUUUUGGUGGUCCGUAUCAAAACCAUUCAUCCUCUCCACCAGCCUACGUUCGCUCUGAGUCCACACAGCCUCUUUUAGGGCCAGACGACCCUGGCAGCCCCCCACCGUAUGAGAAUUUGUCACCAAGCGGCAGUGUUUCUCAAGUACAACACUUCACUGCAUUAGCUCAGAAAUUCACUGAAAGUGAGGAGAAUGAAGAACUUUGGGAUGACUUUCCUAUGCUCAGAUCCUUAGAGAUUAGAAAUACUGAUCAUAUCUAAAGAAAAAUUCAUCAAGUUCCUGUUUAUGUGUCUUUUUUAGGAUGUGUGUGUGUCACAAUAUGAACUUGAGUAGAGAGAGAGGGAGAGAGAGAGAGAGAGAGAGAGAGAAGUGGCCCCAAAAAGGAUACAUUCAAGUCACAUCUGAAUGUGUCCCAAAUCUGAUUGAUUUGGCUCACAAUACAGAUCUGUUUUUGGAAGUGAAAAACAAUCUGUCCGUAACUAAUAGGCCAACUCAGUUUCUGUUUGCUUUUGUUUCAUUAUUAACUUAUCACAAGGUAAUACAAUUAGAUUAAACAGCUAACUUAUAGUAGAACAGACCAGACCACUGGCAUUACAAUGAAUGGGAGAAAAUGGAACUCCCAAAAUGGCAGCUCUAAUAAACAAUAUCCCACCUUUUCCAAGUAGAAGAGCCAGUCAACAAAAUCACUUCCUGAUGUGUAUAUAAAACUUGUCUUGAGAAAUCACAUAGUUGCAUUUUAUGUUAUCCUGUCCUUCCAAGCCUUUUCCCAUAUCCUGCCCUUUCAUUGUAGCUGAAGAGAAUGUCACAAAUACAUUCAUGUGUUCUUAGCAGUGAGAAACUCUGGCAAAUUUCUGCAGCAUUUCAAAAAUAAUAAUAUUAAGGAUAAUGCUCCAUGAUAUUGUGUAUUAUAGGUUUAAAUGAGCACAUUUCUGGUUUGUUAUUAUUGUUGGGGCUGUGAGUGUAUAUAAGACAAAAAUGCUGGCCAACAAUAAUGUAUGUUACAUUUUUGCUGUACUUUUAAUUCAAAAUAUUUUAUCAAUGUGGAAAAUGUUACAUGUUCAUUUACUUCUUAAUGUUACCUAAAAUUUUCCACAUGCUAUACAUUCAUCUUUUGUACAGUAUGGUGCUUUGAAUUCAGUAAUUUGUUUUUUUAUUUUUGAAACAUUUUAAAAUAAUAAUGUUUGUGGUGACAUCUGGCAAUGUUACAACACUUUCUCUGGAAAGGACAAAAUAAAUGAUUUCUCCAUUAAUAAUUUUA